Dentiscutata erythropus is the source of this 179-nucleotide messenger RNA. Lineage: Eukaryota; Fungi; Glomeromycota; Glomeromycetes; Diversisporales; Gigasporaceae. The record is from the annotation of a GenBank genome assembly.
UUAAUAAAUCUUUAAGUCAAAUAAAUAAUAGUGGAGAAGAUUUUGUUAGUAGGCAUGAGAAAGAUAAAUACAGAAAAUAUGAAAAACACGGCAAAGAAUUAGAUAAACAAAAAGCCAAGAGAAAACUUCAGAAUGCAUUGAAUAUGUAUAAAAAACAUGCUGCAGAAUCAGUUGAAUAG